Ramularia collo-cygni is the source of this 2520-nucleotide messenger RNA. RefSeq lists its product as uncharacterized. NCBI's taxonomy places the organism in Eukaryota, Fungi, Ascomycota, Dothideomycetes, Mycosphaerellales, Mycosphaerellaceae. Gene Ontology annotation, biological process: extracellular matrix assembly; hyaluronan biosynthetic process. Gene Ontology annotation, molecular function: hyaluronan synthase activity. The transcript has 3 exons. The record is from RefSeq and is a predicted model, not a curated record. Bases 1 to 2520 code for a protein of 839 amino acids.
AUGCCGUCCAUCCGGGCUGCUCGCUCCAGUCUCUCUCUCAACAAUGAACCCGCUUCUGAUCCAGUUGGUGUGGCCGAAGUGGUGCGGAUGAUACCUUCCGCCGGGCGACCAGUCCAUCUGGUACACCGGCCAGCAGGCUCAAACGCAUCAAACGCUCCCUCAUGCAUAUCGUCAACUGUUGUCUCGCCAUCUCGUCCAGCAACUCCACCAUCGCCAGCACUCAGUGCUGCAACGAAAAAGUCAAGGUCGGAGAAGGACCGGGACAGCCAUGCAUACACAAGCGAUUGCUCUUCUGCCGACUUUGAGCUUGAACAACCAAAACCAUGCCAUCUCGGCGACCACAAGCGACAGCCAUCUGAUCUGUUCGGCACUUGCGACGACUCGACCGCAAGAAACCCACUACAAGCCAGGCCCGGCGAACCCGCCAUUUUCGAAGCCAGCGAAGUGUUCAACUGCCCAGCACGCAAACCCAUUCGAGUGAACCCAUGGAAAUUGACGUUCAAUGUCGUGCUGGCAUUCGGCUUGAUUGCCGCCCUCAUCACCGGCUAUGCCAUGAGUCUGAGUGUAUUCGAUCUCGGCGUCACCUCCAUCGGACUGUACGGGAUAAUCGUCCUUGGCGAGUACUUCUUCCAGGUCRCUUCGGCACUUUGGAAUCGCUACGACGUCAACCGUAUCGCCAAGCAGGCGAUGAACAGAACAUCGGCGGUCGAGACGGUAGACGAGUGCGAAAAGGGAGACAAGUCGAGAAGUGGAAACGGAAUCAUGAACCCUGGAAGCGAAAUUUCGAUUGGCAUUGUUGGGUAUCGCGAGGAUGAUCAGGCGUGGAGACAAUGCCUUCGUACCCUACAGGUGCAAACUUUGACCCCAAAGUGCAUUAUUGGCGUCGUGGAUGGCAAUGAGCAGCCCGAUCUUGACAUGGCCGAGGCCUUUGUCGACGAAUUCCAGUCCUACGGCACGGACUCCCGCAAGGCUCCAUUGAUACACCUGCCGAUACUACUUUCAACAYUCCACUUUGACACAUAUAUGGCCAACAUACCCGAGGAUACCCGAUCUCGUGUGAAGAAGUAUUGUGAUUGGUUUACUGGCCGAUUCCGACCAGGACACGAAACAGCCCUGUCAAUCGCAAGACACGCUAUCAUCGCACAGGUUUUGGAGUGGGACCAGAAGUGGAACAUCAGUACUCUCAAUGCUGUUUGUUUCAGUCAACCUCAUGGACACAAGCGCACGGCCUUGUUCACGGCAUUUGCCUUUAACAUGUACGUCAUUCGCACUCGAGACGCCAUCUUCACGACCGAUUCCGACACAAUCAUGGAAGCAAAUGCACUCGACGAAAUGAUGGUACUGAUGCAUUCCGGCCCUCAAAUCGGCGGUAUCACAGCCGGCGUGAAGAUCUGGAACCGUGCAGACAAUCUCCUUACCAGAUUGUGUUCGACAAGAUAUUGGUUCGCAUUCAACAUUGAAAGAGCUUGUCAGUCGAUCUGGGGAUGUGUUAGUUGCCUCUCCGGGCCUAUCGCCCUGUAUCGCGCUUGCGACCUCGACACUAUCCUAGGACCUUGGAACCUUCAAACAUUUGGUGGAAAGCACACAACUUUUGGUGACGAUCGCCAUCUCACUAACCAGAUUCUCGGACACGGCCUUCAAACGCGCUACACUCACCGAACAUGGUGUGACAGUGAGUCCCCAAAGACUUUUGUCCGAUGGAUCGCUCAGCAAACACGAUGGACAAAGUCAUUCUUCCGUGAAGCCUUUUGGUUCCCAAAGAGUUUUGCCUACCACCACCCAUGGAUGCUACUCGAGAUGACAAUUCACACCCUCUACCCGUUCUUCCUCCUCACCACCUGCUUUCACCUCCUUUUCGACCCACAAGCCGGACACAAGAUGCGUCCCCUGGUCUGGCUCAUAACCAUCUUUGGGCUGGCGUUUGUGAAGUCACUGGUCGCAUUGGUGAUUGAAUUUGAUCUAUGGCUGCUGUUGUUUGCCUUUUAUGGAUUCAUUCACUUUUUCGGACUACUCCCGACAAAGCUGUGGGCACUCGUUACUCUGAAUUCUACAGGGUGGGGAACGGGCGCUCGAUCCGCGACCGAGCGGAAGAAACAUCAAACCUUUUUACAGCGGACCUUUCUCGUAGGCCACUUGGUCGUCUGGUUCGGAGCCGUAUUCACCGGUAUYGGCUUCUUCAUCUACAAGAUGUUCGACAACCCGCUAUUCUUACUCAUCACAGUCGGCAUGGUCAUCAUGACCAUUUACUUGUAUUGGGAUUCCGACAAGUUCUCCGACAAGUUCCAGGACUUUCGCCAAAAGGCAGCUGCGUUGGUGAAGAGGAAGAAGUCUGGAAAUUCAGCUGCACCUGAGUCUGAUCAUGGCGCGGUUGUGGUUGUCGAAUCUUCGGAAUCCGCACUGGCUCAAAAAACCCCACUUGUCAUUGAGAAGGUCGUCAGCUUGGAGACCACCAGUGUGCAUAACGCCACCGAUGAGAUCACCACCGUACCUUCGACGCUGGCGCCCACUGCUAAGCCUUGA